Molecule: messenger RNA, 1387 nt
Organism: Selaginella moellendorffii
Lineage: Eukaryota; Viridiplantae; Streptophyta; Lycopodiopsida; Selaginellales; Selaginellaceae
Product: stearoyl-[acyl-carrier-protein] 9-desaturase 2, chloroplastic
Exons: 4
Coding region: 89-1291 (400 amino acids)
Biological process (GO): fatty acid metabolic process
Cellular component (GO): chloroplast stroma
Molecular function (GO): stearoyl-[ACP] desaturase activity
Source: RefSeq, a predicted model, not a curated record
UGCUGUUUUGGUUUUUGCCUUUUCGCUUUUUUUUCCGUUCGUUCUCUUGGUUUUAGUUUUUCGGGAGUGGCCACGUGGACAAAGGUGCAUGCAUGCACAGGAGCCGAACAUGGAGACUGGAGUUUGGCUACCAGGAACGUCGCUGCUGGCUCCUAGAGCAAGCGUGAGAUGUUCCGGCAGUGUGGCCUUCGUUGCGGCCAGGGAAGUGGACGUGUCCGGCUUGCCGAGAACGAUAGAGUCUGCUAGCAGGAAGUGCUACGUCGCUCCCGAAAAAGUACAAGUGUUCAAGAGUUUAGAGGGAUGGGCCGAGGAGAAGAUGUUGCCGCUGCUCAAGCCUGUCAACAAAUGCUGGCAGCCUCAGGACUUCUUGCCGGAUUCAUCCUCAGACAGCUUCAUGGACGAAGUGGUUGAUCUCAGGCAGCGGACGAAAGAGCUUCCGCGUGACUACCUGGUUUGUCUGGUCGGGGAUAUGAUCACGGAAGAAGCUCUCCCGACGUACCAGACGGUUCUCAACACCUUUGAAGGCGUGAGAGAUGAAACAGGGGGGAGUGCGUCUCCUUGGGCGACAUGGAUACGAGCUUGGACGGCAGAGGAGAACAGGCAUGGUGAUCUUCUUAACAAGUACUUGUAUCUAACAGGCAGAGUCAACAUGAGAGCCAUCGAGAAGACGAUCCAAAAUCUCAUCGGUGCCGGCAUGGCGACUCAUAUAGACAAUGAUCCAUACAACGGCUUCAUCUACACGUCGUUCCAAGAGCGCGCGACUUUCGUAUCACACGGCAACACUGCCAGAUUUGCCAAGGAGUAUGGCGACUCGCAGCUGGCUACUAUCUGCGGGAUCAUCGCCUCGGACGAGAAGCGACACGAGAUCGCAUACACCAGAGUGGUGGAGAAGCUGUUCGAGCUGGAUCCAAACGGCACCAUGCUGGCGUUGGCAAACAUGAUGCAGAAGAAGAUCACCAUGCCGGCUCACCUGAUGCAUGACGGCGAGAACGAGAACUUGUUCGAGGACUACAAGUUCGUGGCGCAGAAGUGCAAAGUCUACACGGCGUACGACUACUCCAACAUCAUGGAGCAUCUCAUCGAAGCCUGGAAGGUGGGAAGCUUGGGUGGAUUGAGAGGCGAGGCACAGCGAGCACAGGACUACGUAUGCAAUCUUCCCGCGCGGUUCCAGAGGCUAGCGGAGAGAUCGGAGGAGAGAUUUGGGAAACUGGGAACGCAUGCUCUUCACAAGAACCGGGAGUUCAGUUGGAUUUUUCAAGGACGAGACCUCGCUUUAGAGAGUAAAGUUUGAAGGAAGAAAGAAAAAAGUUGAAAAGGAAGAAAGAAAAAAGUUCUUCCACCUCUGCUUGUUCUGUUCUUGUGAAUAAGAUUCUUUCUUUUUCUGCCA